CCAGGGUCUCUUCCUGGUUGGCCUGGAGAAUGAACAGCAGGUAUUUCCGGCUCAAAGGCGGGCACUUCCUCUGGCCCGGGAGCCCCUGAGGCCAGAUGGACCGUUGGGCCAUAGCUCUGGUUUCACCUGCGCCAUGAAGCUGCGCUGCCUCUCCCUGGUCACCGUGGGUGUCCUUCUCUGCCUCCACAGCGCCCAGCCUGGGAUCAUGAGAGCAGCUAGGCCACGUAGGCCCGGGUUUUGUCCGGAAUUCCAUCCCGAGUGUCCAUUCACCCUGUUCCCUUCGUGUCGGCACGACCAAAGCUGCAAGGGGGCCAAGAAGUGCUGCUUCUACGCGUGCCGGCGCCAGUGUGUGGAACCCUGGCAGACGCUGGACUGAGAGGUGCAGCCCUCUUGCGAAGCCGGCCUGAGAAGUGGCAGGUGCAGCAGGCUGAGGCUGGAGAACUGGUCCCUGGGAC
Ochotona princeps (American pika) is the source of this 455-nucleotide messenger RNA. Its product is annotated as WAP four-disulfide core domain protein 15A-like. The coding region runs from base 134 to 376 and encodes 80 amino acids. The record is from RefSeq and is a predicted model, not a curated record. Gene Ontology annotation, molecular function: peptidase inhibitor activity. Lineage: Eukaryota; Metazoa; Chordata; Mammalia; Lagomorpha; Ochotonidae. The transcript has 3 exons. Gene Ontology annotation, cellular component: extracellular region.